UUUUUCAUCUUUCAAAAAUGAUGUAGUAUUUCAAUAAAUGCGCUUUAAGCAAGUGUACAAAUUACAUACGGCGCCCUCGCCUCUGUCUCGUCUCGCUUGUCAGCCGCAGAAUGUGAACGCCGACCUUUUAUUUUGAAAUAAAAACCGGAUAAGCGAAGCGUUAAACUUCCGGCUGUACAAACUUUACCUCAAUCGGAGGCAUUUAAAAUUCACCUGUGCGGUUCAUGUUUCUUCUGCCGAAUUGUUGCUAAACUUUGGUAAAUAUGUCGGAAAAGGGCGAGGUUAAUCUCGCUGGAGCGAAGCAAAGCAAUGGUGUGUGGCUCGUCAAGGUUCCCAAAUAUUUGGCUCAACAAUGGGACAAAGCGACAGAGAAUGGAGAAGUGGGGAAGAUUACCAUAGGAAAGAAGCAAGGCAAAACUAAGGUUUGUUUCAGCCUGAACGAGGAGCUGACAACCUUGGGUGCGGUUGGGGAGAAGGAUGCACCUGUGCAGGUCCCCAGGGAUCAUCCCUUCACCAUGAACUCAGUGGGUGGGCAAACCAUGGCCGUCUUCAGCCAGGGUGACCAAGGCGACCAGAUCUCCUUCGAUUCAGACUACAUAGACUACAUAGUUUUGAUCAUCACGCAGUCAUGGCUUCAUGCAGGAAUUACUGAUGCAGCAAUGGAGUUGGCAGGCCGCAGCCUUGAUCGAAACAAGAACAAAAAGCUCCCAGCUGAACAACUAUCCAGAGGCAGUACACAAUGGAAAUGCGGAGGACUUCAAUCACGUACUGUAGACUUAAAAUCAGCAGUUCUCCAGACUCCCAAAAGCAUUUGCAAUGUACUACGGGUGGUAAUAAUAAUAAGAUUCAACUCUGAGGACCUGGAGGAGUACACUGCAUCUGUACUCCGCUACAUCAAGCACCGCACAGACAAGGUCAUCAUCAACAAGCGCAUCCGCGCUCAUGCAAACCAAAAACCCUGGAUGCUUCUAGGAACAUGGCCUUAGGACCUUUAACAAUGCUGCCGGGGAAAACCUGAAGAGGGGUGUAAAACAGGCCAAACUGCACUUUAGAUAUAAAAUUGAAGACCUCCUCCACAGAAACAACCUGAGGCAGGGAGUGCAAACCAUGACGAACUAUAAACCCUCAACAAACGCCGUGACUUUCAGUGCUGUGCUGGCGAAGGAGCUUAACUGCUUCUUUUUCAGAGUUUGAACAAACAGCGCAGGUGACCUCAUCACAUUCACCAUCCAACAAAAUCUUCAUGGUGGGGGAGCAUGACUUGGGGGCACUUGCAGUAAAAUCCAGGAAGGCAGCAGAUGUAAUUUAGUUCAUAUCCUUCCAUAAUCUAUUCAAAAUCUAUUACUUUUUCAACAUCUGUCCUUGUUUCUGAGA
Molecule: messenger RNA, 1374 nt
Organism: Entelurus aequoreus (snake pipefish)
Lineage: Eukaryota; Metazoa; Chordata; Actinopteri; Syngnathiformes; Syngnathidae
Product: general transcription factor IIF subunit 2-like
Exons: 6
Coding region: 264-986 (240 amino acids)
Biological process (GO): transcription by RNA polymerase II; transcription initiation at RNA polymerase II promoter
Cellular component (GO): transcription factor TFIIF complex
Source: RefSeq, a predicted model, not a curated record